AGGGUGAAAAUGCAGCUAUCCUACUGCGCAUCCCUGGUGGCGACUAGGGAAAUAGUGCGUCAGUGUCCCGUCUGAGAGGAGGCGUCGAUCAUACAAGCUCCGGAGCCUCUCCUCCUUUUUAGUAUUCCGCCACCAAAAUCAUCCUUUCAAACAUGGUGUCUCUUUAGCAGUGAGGUCAUAUCCCGAUUCCCCCUCGUUCUCGUCGUGGUUUCUUUCCUCAAAGUAUCCAGCUGCCCGCUCACCUCCCACAGACUCUCUAUGUGAAAAGGAUCCAAAAUAUUCCCUCUCCUCAAAGCAAGCCGCUCAAAUCCCAGCAAGCCCCACCUCACCCGUCCGUCCGUCUUCUGCUAGUGGCCUCCUAGACUCUAUCAGGGGAGCCCCCAUGGCCUCUCCCAAACUGGGCCUAUCAGCCACCACAACCUCCUCAUCUUCAUCAUCUUCUGCAUCCAUGUGUCCUCCGCACCCAGGAAGCCCCAGCCGAGUACCCGAGGGUCCCCCGAGCCCCGUGACUCCGACAACGAGUCCAGGCGUGGCGUCGGCCUCAGCCGCUCCCACUCGGGCCCAGUUGAGUCUGGCUCUUAUUUUAGAAGAGCUCCGGGUGCUCCAGCAAAGGCAGAUUAACCAGAUGCAAAUAACAGAGGAGAUCUGCAGACAGGUACUUCGUCUGGGUGGGGCAACUUAUUCUCUGGACACGCCUUCUCAGCAUCUUCUUCCGCCCCUACCUCAACUCUGUCUGGAAGACAAACGGGCCAGCAGCCCCACGAGUCAAACUCCUGCCACUGAGCCUUCCACAAGUGUGGCUCCUCUCCUGGCCUGUUUUUCAACCUUACUUCCCUCCCAAGUGGCCAGCAAACCUUCCAAAUCAAACAACGCCUUGUCUCAAAUCCUGCAAACGUGCAAGCCGCAAAUGGAAGCCGCAGGUGCCGACGCGGGGCUAAAUAGUUACCUGAGAGUCAAAACGCAAUCUUCCGACCAUUCCGCAUCUUCAAGCGCUGCCAUGACUUCCUCCGCCUAUCCGCUGGCUUUAUCCUUGGCUCUACCGAGCCAUUAUUUCAACGAGAAAGCUCCAAAUGACAUCUCCGUGAGCGAGCACUGCGGCAAGAGCUACCUAAACGCGGCCCUCUCGUCGGUAUCCCCAAACGCACAAUCUGCUUUGCAAUCGCUCUCUGGAGUGGCCAACCUUUCAUCUACCUCUUCCUCCGGCAGUACCAGCCGUCUCCAGCACGCUUGCCGCUUUUGCGGCAAGGUUUUUAGCGGGGACUCGGCCCUGCAGAUACAUCUGCGAUCGCAUACCGGCGAGCGGCCCUACCAGUGUCCCGUGUGCCUGAGUCGCUUCACCACCAGAGGCAACCUCAAAGUGCAUUUCUUACGCCACCGUGAGCAAAACCCAGAGCUCUCCCUUUCCCUCCUUCCACCAUCUUUGUUCGGCGUGGCUAUGCGGCCCACUGCGUCCACAGAUACGAGUCCGACCAGUAGCAACAAUAGUGCUUUGAAGAUGUCGGACAAGAAGCUAAAAAGCAGGCCUGAGGACGACGUUUAUGGAAAUGACAUGGAGGUCAGUGGUAGCAAUAGUGGGUUCCCUCUAGGGGCCUCUGGGGGGUCCACCCCUUGCACGUUACCCUUGGCUCCGAGUGUGGAUCUGGCUUUGAUUUCACAUUCCUUGCUUCAGCUUAAUAGGGCAGCAGCUGUAGCAGCUGCAGUCUCAAUUGCCUCUGGCUCAUCUUACUCGUCCCCCUCCACCUCCUCAGCCGCCUCGUCUUCUUCGCUAGCCACCUCCUUACUUUCAAAUGCGACCUUAUCGUCGCCGUCUACCAUCGCGGGAUUGCUGAAGGCUUCCAAGCACUCCGAUGAAAACACCCCCCCUCAAGCUCCCAUGCUUUCUCCUGCCGCUUACUCCCAGCUAGCCCACCUGCCUAAGCUUCUCUUCCCAUCAGGUUCCUCCAGCUCUACCUCAAGCGUGCCACACUCAACACUGCACCCGGCUUUAGGCUUGCUCUGCAACCCCUCCAAUCCAGGUUCCCACCCAGGAGCUUCUUCCAGCUUUUCAAACAUGACUUUCCCUUUCUCUCCAUUUCACAAAGCCGUAAGCACUGCCGCGUCCUCUCUAGCCAUCUCGACACCUACAUCUGAAACGUCCAAGUUGCAGAGGCUGGUGGAGAAGCUGGAAAAGACAGCCUCUCAGUCCACUUCCCCAUGGACUUCUUCCGCUAUCUCUACCUCCGCCAUGGAGGCGCAAUCAAGCGAUAGCAGCACUUCUACCACAUAUAUCAUGGCGGCUCCACCCUCCUCUACCCCGGUGGUCUCCGCGUCCGUUUCAAACUUCACCCGACAGAUGGUCGCUGCCCUCGGCAUGGGCGUCAAUAAUGCAAGUGCCGUUGCAGGGGGCUUGCUACCAGCACUGAGCAUCGCAGGUGCAGCCAACAACCUGGCAAGCAAUCAAUGCGGCGUGUGUCUUCGGGUUCUGAGCUGCCCCAGAGCGCUGCGCUUGCACCAAGCCACGCACCUCGGAGAGCGCCCCUUCCCAUGCAAGUUGUGCGGAAGAUCCUUCUCAACCAAAGGCAGCCUCCGCUCACAUCUGGCAACCCACCACGCUCGCCCCCCCAACGCUCGCGUCCACAAUUCGUGCCCGCUUUGCCAACGUAAAUUCACCAAUGCUCUGGUACUCCAACACCAUAUUCGGAUGCACCUUGGAGGUCAACUGCCCCCAGUAGGCACGGAUGAUUCUGCCUGUGAGAUGACAGCCCAAUCGAAUGAGUCCAACCUGGGCGAACAAAGCAAUGCCAAGAGUAAAACACCUCAACCCGGUAACCUGACAAGCCUAUCCCCAAGUCCACAAUUUCCAAACGUCGAAACGGACUCGUGUCCUACUUCCGAUGCUCAAUACGCUGCAACGGCCACCAAAUCUGGCUUUUGUAGCGCAGACCUCAACCCCCCCAGUGACCUUAGCCCCGACCCCUUCAUGAAUAGCGCAACCCGAACUCCACCAGAACCCACCGACGAGCCCCCUUUCCUUUGUGCGAGCGGCCCCCCGCCACUCACCCAGCAAACGGAUGAAUUUCCCCGUAUCGACAAAGACGACAGAAGUGAGCAACCCUCCGGGGAUCUGCUCUCCAAAUCAUCUUCACCCCUUUCCCAAACCACUGACGUUAUGGCCGUGGACUGUGAUGAAACGGUCACGGUCACUAUCCCCCGCCCCGGAUCAAAUCCGCAGGAACAGCAAAGCACACCUCCAACCUUUGCUUAUAACUGUCCACAGAAUCAAGAUGUUACUACAGCUGUAGGCAUUCCCGCCCCCGAUCCAGGCCUAGUCUCCUGCGGGGUCCAAUCACCUGGACCUAGGGAAGACGACGGAGAUGAGUUUUGUACUCCGACAACACCAACGCGAGCAGAAGUGCCUGAGGAAUACCCCCAGAUGAUGUCAGCCUCAGAAAGUGCAGAAAGUGAUGCACAUAGGGCCUCCGCUUUCACAAGGGACCCAGGUCAGAACUUUCAUUUUGCCUCAUACGACAGAAACAACCAAAUAGACGGUGUGAACAAGAUGAAUGCAUCUACUCCAAGUGAAGCACCGGAGCUUUCCGUUCCUCUUAGCCUAGCCCCGACUCUCCCAUCUCCAAUCGCUCGCCCCGAGAAGAAGACCUACUGCUGUGCCGAAUGCGGAAAAGCAUAUGCUAGUCGCAGCGGACUGAAGGGACAUAUGAAGCACCAUGGUGUAGCAACCAAAGCCACCCGCUCUUUAGCCCGCAGUAGUCGUUCAUGCGCUGACCAAGCUCAGUCGUCGACAGGUUCCCUGACCAUUCCGGCCUCCACAAGCGCAGCGGGUUUCUGGAACCAGUACCAAGCCUUCCUCAACAACAGCCCUGGGUCCACCGAUGAUACUACUCCCACCGGCCAGGAAAUCAACGAGUCUGCGAAAUCCCCUUUGCAGUCCGAGCUGGAAAAGGGAGCGCUCGAUGAAGCGGGGGAUGAAUGAACGCCUGAAUCGUGCUUCUUUACCUUCUUGUAGCUUUGUCCUUUCGAUAGUCACAGUAAUGUUUGUUUGUGAAAGUUGUGAGUCAAUGGGUUUGGUCUUAUUGCAAAAAAAACAGACAUAUUGUAUAUCACACAAAUGCAAUUAUUCAAGUAAAUCUGUUGUCAGUAAUUGCUGUGACAAGACUGCUGUUGAAGCGUAUCAAUGUUGUACGUCAGAUCUGCUUUGGUUUUCUGUUCGACACUGAAAGGUAUAACGUCUACCUCAGGUAUGCUUUUCAAAUCUGACCUAUUACCAAGAGGCUCGAGCAAAAGAGAUUUCCUUCAGAAAAAAAUUCCCCUUUGCAAUAACAAAGCAGACCAACAGUGUCAAUGCAUUUCUGUGUGCAAUAUGAUCUUGUUUGUCUCCUAUGUUUUUAGUAAUUACAGUACAAUAAUGCAUUGUGGACUAACCAGAAGCACAGCUGCAGUCUUUGUGAAGCUACUGAGGACAUAAACAAUAUGAAUGUUGUUUGGUGCAAAAGUAACCGGUGGCACAAGCUACAACAAAUGAUAGCAAGUUUAUGUUUGUUGUGAACUGUACAUUAAUUAUGUCGGUAUUAAAAAAAUGGAUGGAAAAAAAGAACAAUCAUAUUUU
Messenger RNA from Syngnathus typhle (broad-nosed pipefish), 4603 nucleotides. It is a transcript of the gene sall2, whose product is annotated as spalt-like transcription factor 2. The coding region runs from base 383 to 3970 and encodes 1195 amino acids. Gene Ontology annotation, cellular component: nucleus. Gene Ontology annotation, molecular function: DNA-binding transcription factor activity, RNA polymerase II-specific; RNA polymerase II cis-regulatory region sequence-specific DNA binding. The record is from RefSeq and is a predicted model, not a curated record. The transcript has 3 exons. Gene Ontology annotation, biological process: regulation of transcription by RNA polymerase II. Lineage: Eukaryota; Metazoa; Chordata; Actinopteri; Syngnathiformes; Syngnathidae.